Molecule: messenger RNA, 6425 nt
Organism: Sapajus apella (tufted capuchin)
Lineage: Eukaryota; Metazoa; Chordata; Mammalia; Primates; Cebidae
Gene: PRDM11
Product: PR/SET domain 11
Exons: 9
Coding region: 1926-5459 (1177 amino acids)
Molecular function (GO): protein binding
Source: RefSeq, a predicted model, not a curated record
GCCUAUGCAGAAACUGCAGAAACUUAGCGGCCAAUGACCUCGCUCCGGUCAAGGCCAGCGUGCCCCAGGCGAGUCGCUGCAAAGAGAAUACCAAUGUCUUGGGCGAUGCUGGUGUAAAGUUCUGGUGUGUGUCCAGAGCCCAGCUGAGAGAAGGGGGCUUAGACCCCCCGCCCAGGCUGGGCUGGGAUUUAGGAGAGAAAAAUCUGAAACCUCUCCUCUUCCCUAGACGCUUGCUUCGUGUGGAGAAAGGCUGUGCUAUAUAAUUUGGAGUGGUUGCAGGGAAACACACCCAGCUCUUUGUGCGUGAGCCAGGAUGCAAUAAUGAGAGAUUGCUCUUGGUACCUGAAAACCCUGUAAACUUUGGGGGUUUGGGGAGAGAAGAAUUUUCCGUGGAGCGUGAUGCCUGUAGCACCCAAGCUGGUCUUUGCCCACGUUUCUCCUUGAGAGGAAGGAAGGUUGGGGCUUUCCUAGGGUCAUUGUGUGGGGUGUGGGGUCAUGGUUGGGGAGCAGAUUCUCUGAAAGGUGGACAGGCAGAGUGCUGUUUGGCAUGUCUGGAAGCCUGCCCUUCUGGGAGUAGAGCCCUAGCCUCUUGCUGUAUUCAGUCUCAUGGAAAGGGUUUCUCUCUGAAUUCUACCUCCCCGGUACGGUCGCUGUGUGACUUUGGACUUCACAUCGUUGUCUUUGGCCUUUCUGAGCCUUGUGUCUCCAUCCCUAACAUAAGCCCAACAAAACCUGAAGGGCAAGGCAGUUGUGAAAUUAAAUGAGAUAGCAAAGAUGAAAUGCCUAUUCUAGGGCCUGGCAUACUGUUUAAGAAGUGUUUCCCCCCCACCCCCGCCCCAGAAUCCCUGCAGAAUAUACUGUCCUAGGGCUAUCAAUUUCCCCGCAGACCCCAGUGUGGUCCAACCAGUCUCAAAUUGACAGGGCCCCCAAGGAACAGCUGGUGGCAGGGUUUCGUUUCCUGAGAUGAAGGACUCCCCUCACUUGUCCCUGGAGUCCUCGAUGGGUCAAAAUAGCCAUCACCUCUGCACUUGCAGACUCAUUUGACCUGAGUUACAAUUCUGUCGUCUAGACUUCCUGGGUUGAUGUGUUCCAUCAAUUUGUUCUCCUUGGUGUCAAGUAGGAUUUCUUUUAUUUGGAUCUGCCCUCUCCUGGACUUAAAAGGAGUUUCCCUGGUUCCAGGUUAUUGUCAAGUAUGAAGUAAAGAGCACUGGACCAGGAGUCAGGAGUCCUACCUGUGGCUUCAGAUGCCUCCUUAGCCCGGUCUCUUGGCUAUCUUAUAAGCAUGACAAACACACGGGCCAGAGCUGUCCGUAAUCUUCCUCUCUAAACCUCUUCUAGGGCUCUGAUCUCGGGCAAGAGCACAAUGUCCCACUACUCUUUAAGGCAGAAGCGUUGGUGUCUCUGCCUGUCUCUCUCAUCCCAAUCUGCUCCAUCUCCAGGCCCAGAUAACUUUAUCCUCUCAAAUGAACCCAUCCACUUCUCUCCAUUUCCCUCUUCCCCAACGUGGUAGUCAGGCCAUCACCGUCUCUCCCCAGGACAACAGCAGGAGCCUGCUGAUGUACACCUGCAACCUCCCCUUCUUGGCAGUCAGAGUGAUCUGUUCCAAAUCGGAUCAUGUCAGGGAUCCCAUUUCCUGCUUGAAACACCUAGAAGUCUUUCCAGUGUGUGGAAGAUAAAGAACCAAAUUAGUGCAGUGAUCUAAAAGCUUCUGAGUGAUCUGGCCCCUGCCCUUGACCUCAUCCUCUACCGUCUCCUAGGUCUCUCUGAACACCAUACUGAUCUGUCCUACACAGCCUGGACUUUCCUCCUCAAAUCCUGAAGCUGUUGUCAUCUAAUGAAUGAAUUAAGGAAGUGAGCUUCUUGUAGGAGCAGCUGACUGGGACCCAGCCGGGGCGGACUCAGCACCAUCGUGGCCUAAGGACAGAAUGACCGAGAACAUGAAGGAGUGCUUGGCCCAGACCAAGGCAGCUGUGGGGGAUAUGGUGACGGUAGUGAAGACAGAGGUCUGCUCACCACUCCGUGACCAGGAGUAUGGCCAGCCCUGCUCUAGGAGACCAGACUCCUCUGCCAUGGAAGUUGAGCCCAGGAAACUGAAGGGGAAGCGUGACCUCAUCAUGCCCAAAAGCUUUCAGCAAGUGGACUUCUGGUUCUGCGAGUCCUGCCAGGAGUACUUCGUGGAUGAAUGCCCGAACCAUGGCCCCCCAGUGUUUGUGUCUGACACGCCAGUGCCCGUGGGCAUCCCAGACAGGGCGGCACUCACCAUCCCACAGGGCAUGGAGGUGGUCAAGGACACCAGUGGAGAGAGUGACGUGCGAUGUGUAAAUGAGGUCAUCCCCAAGGGCCACAUCUUCGGCCCCUAUGAGGGGCAGAUCUCCACCCAGGACAAAUCGGCUGGCUUCUUCUCCUGGCUGAUUGUGGACAAGAACAACCGCUAUAAGUCCAUAGAUGGCUCAGACGAAACCAAAGCCAACUGGAUGAGGUACGUGGUCAUAUCCCGGGAGGAGAGGGAGCAGAACCUGCUGGCUUUCCAGCACAGCGAAUGCAUCUACUUCCGGGCGUGCAGGGACAUCCGGCCUGGGGAGUGGCUGCGGGUCUGGUACAGCGAGGACUACAUGAAGCGCCUGCACAGCAUGUCCCAGGAAACCAUCCACCGCAACCUUGCCAAAGGAGAGAAGAGGUUGCAGAGGGAGAAGUCUGAGCAGGUUCUGGAUAACCCAGAAGACCUGAGGGGUCCCAUCCAUCUCCCUGUGCUGAGACAGGGCAAAAGUCCCUACAAGCGUGGCUUUGAUGAGGGGGACGUACAACCCCAAGCCAAGAAGAAGAAAAUUGACCUGAUUUUCAAGGAUGUUCUGGAGGCCUCACUGGAAUCUGCAAAGGUGGAAGCCCACCAGUUGGCCCUGAGCACCUCACUGGUCAUCAGGAAAGUCCCCAAGUACCAGGAUGAUGCCUACAGUCGGCGUGCAACGACCAUAACCCAUGGUGUGCAGAAUGUAGGCCGGACCCAGGGGGAGGGGGACUGGAAGGUCCCCCAGGGGGUCUCCAAAGAGCCAGGCCCACUGGAAGAUGAAGAAGAGGAGCCUUCAUCAUUCAAGGCCGACAGUCCCGCCGAGGCCUCCCUUGCAUCUGACCCUCAUGAACUUCCCACCACCUCUUUUUGCCCUAACUGUAUUCGCCUAAAGAAGAAGGUCCGGGAGCUCCAGGCAGAAUUAGACAUGCUUAAGUCUGGGAAACUUCCUGAGCCCCCUGUAUUGCCACCACAGGUACUGGAGCUCCCAGAGUUCUCGGACCCUGCAGCCUCAGAGAGCAUGGUCUCUGGCCCUGCCAUCAUGGAGGACGAUGACCAGGAAGUUGAUUCAGCAGAUGAAUCUGUCUCCAACGAUAUGAUGACUGCAACGGAUGAGCCCUCCAAGAUGUCGUCUGCCACCGGGCGCCGAAUCCGGCGCUUUAAGCAGGAAUGGCUGAAGAAGUUCUGGUUCCUGCGGUACUCCCCGACCCUCAAUGAGAUGUGGUGCCACGUCUGCCGCCAGUACACGGUGCAGUCCUCACGCACCUCGGCCUUCAUCAUCGGCUCCAAGCAGUUUAAGAUUCACACCAUCAAACUGCACAGCCAGAGCAACCUGCACAAGAAGUGCCUGCAGCUGUACAAGCUCCGCAUGCACCCGGAGAAGACGGAGGAGAUGUGUCGUAACAUGACCCUGCUCUUCAACACCGCCUACCACCUGGCCCUGGAGGGCAGGCCCUACCUGGACUUCCGGCCCCUGGCGGAGCUGCUGAGGAAGUGUGAGCUCAAGGUGGUGGACCAGUACAUGAACGAGGGAGACUGCCAGAUCCUCAUCCAUCACAUCGCCCGGGCCCUGCGGGAAGACCUGGUGGAACGCAUCCGCCAGUCGCCUUGCCUCAGCAUCAUCCUGGAUGGACAGAGCGAUGACCUGCUGGCCGACACGGUGGCUGUCUAUGUUCAGUACACCAGCAGCGACGGGCCCCCGGCCACAGAGUUCCUGUCCCUGCAGGAGCUGGGGUUCUCUAGCACAGAAAGCUAUCUCCAGGCACUUGACCGGGCCUUCUCGGCCUUGGGCAUCCGGUUACAGGAUGAAAAGCCAACCGUGGGCUUGGGUGUAGAUGGGGCCAACAUCACAGCCAGCCUCCGGGCCAGCAUGUUCAUGACGAUCCGCAAGACCCUGCCCUGGCUGCUGUGCCUGCCCUUCAUGGUGCACCGGCCCCACCUGGAGAUCCUGGAUGCCAUCAGCGGGAAGGAGCUCCCAUGCCUGGAAGAGCUGGAGAACAACCUGAAGCAGCUGUUGAGCUUCUACCGCUACUCGCCGCGCCUCAUGUGCGAGCUGCGGUCCACGGCGGCCACCCUCUGCGAGGAGACAGAGUUCCUGGGGGACAUCCGGGCGGUGCGGUGGAUCAUUGGCGAGCAGAACGUCCUCAAUGCCCUUAUCAAGGACUACCUGGACGUGGUGGCUCAUCUCAAGGAGGUCAGCAGCCAGACCCAGCGGGCAGAUGCCUCGGCCAUCGCCCUGGCCCUGCUGCAGUUCCUCAUGGACUACCAGUCCAUCAAGCUCAUCUACUUCCUGCUGGACGUGAUCGCUGUGCUCUCACGCCUGGCCUACGUCUUCCAGGGCGAGUACCUGCUGGUGUCCCAGGUGGAUGACAAGAUCGAGGAGGCCAUCCAGGAGAUCAGCCGGCUGGCUGACUCCCCGGGAGAAUACCUGCAGGAGUUUGAGGAGAACUUCCGAGAGAGCUUCAAUGGGAUCGCCAUGAAGAACCUCAGGGUGGCUGAAGCCAAGUUCCAGUCCAUCAGGGAGAAGAUCUGCCAGAAGACCCAGGUCAUCCUGGCUCAGAGGUUCGACUCCCGCAGCCGGAUCUUUGUGAAGGCCUGUCAGGUUUUCGACCUGGCUGCCUGGCCCAGGAGCAGUGAGGAGCUGAUGAGCUAUGGCAAGGAGGAUAUGGUGCAGAUAUUUGAUCACCUGGAGGCCAUCCCGACCUUUUCCAGGGAUAUCUGUAGGGAAGGGCUGGACCCCCGGGGCAGUCUGCUGAUGGAAUGGCGAGAACUCAAGGCAGAUUACUACACCAAAAAUGGCUUCAAAGACCUGAUCAGCCACAUUUGCAAGUACAAACAGAGGUUUCCACUCUUGAACAAGAUCAUCCAGGUUCUUAAAGUCCUCCCCACUUCCACCGCUUGCUGCGAGAAAGGCCGCAACGCCCUCCAGCGAGUUCGCAAAAACCACCGCUCCCGCCUGACCCUGGAGCAACUUAGCGACCUGUUGACAAUCGCUGUAAACGGACCGCCAAUUGCCAAUUUUGAUGCCAAGCGAGCCCUGGACAGCUGGUUUGAGGAGAAGUCGGGGAACAGUUAUGCACUGUCCGCGGAGGUCCUCAGCAGGAUGUCCGUGCUGGAGCAGAAGCCAGCGCUACAGACCGUGGACCACGGGGCGGAGUUUUACCCCGACCUUUAGGGAGUUGGCGCUGCAGAGUUCACGAAGCUAUUGAAUAUUUUUUUAAUCUAUACUCAUAAGCUUUGAUAUAUUAUAUAAAUAUAUAUUAUAUUAUAUUAUAUAUAUAUAUAUAUAAAAACCCACACUGAAAAUUUUUAAAAACCAAGGUGACGCAUCCACCAGAAGCCACUGGGAGCUUUCAGAAAGGAAAAAUAUUGGAAACUGACUCUUGUCUACAAAAUUUGGCAGCUGCAACAUACGUGGCAACUCAUUUUCACUCACAGAAGCACGUGCUGGGGCCACCUGUGUUCCCAACUUACUGUCCACCAACAGCAUAAGCUAAAAUGACAGGUCUCUGUCAUCACCUUUAGGUAGCUCGUUUUGUUUAUGUUUUCAUUUGCGGGUGGCGGGGCUUUGGGUUUGGGUUUAUGUUCUUGCCUUUUCUUUUUUCAUUUGAUUUUAUGAUGGGAGGGAGGUCCUUGGCCUCCUCAUUGACAUUCUGGUCAAAGGUCUCAGACUUAAGCCGGGGUGAGUUGUGUGUCUGGAUUGGGGGGUUUGACCUUUCUCCCUCCCCGUCUAACUUCAGCUUGAGAUCUUUUUUUUUUUCAUUCAUUUCCUGAUGAGGGUUCCUUCACUGUCCUACAAACAAAAGUGUCGGUCAAACUGUGACACCGCCGCACCUCACCUCUGUUGCCUCGUCCAUCCUGGGAUGUGGAUCCCUUCUUUCCAGCCCCCUGGAAACUACGAUAUUACCCAUUAUACUGAAGGCAAGAUUGCCUCACCGCCGAGCUUGAAAUCCUGGGAAAGGGAGAAGGGGUGAGCUUUUAGCAUUCCUGUUUUUACGAGGUAGAGAAUAAACAAUACAAUUCCAUUCUGAUCCAAGGCUUUUGGGGAGAUGAAGAGCCAAGAAGUCCAGGCCCCUAUAAGGGAGUGAUUUUUGGCUAAAAAAAAGAAAGUAAAAUGAAAAGUAUGUAUUCAAUUUACAUG